Messenger RNA from Rhinopithecus roxellana (golden snub-nosed monkey), 2342 nucleotides. RefSeq names its product family with sequence similarity 185 member A (gene FAM185A). The record is from RefSeq and is a predicted model, not a curated record. The transcript has 8 exons. The coding region runs from base 243 to 1421 and encodes 392 amino acids. NCBI's taxonomy places the organism in Eukaryota, Metazoa, Chordata, Mammalia, Primates, Cercopithecidae.
GCGGGCGUAGGCUAGGAGUCCGUGUCAGAAUUUAGAGCUUUCAAAUUGCAACUUGCCCCUGGGGCUUGGGUCGCUGAUGUUUAAAUCGCCUAGUCAAGCGAACCGGCUCGCUCUUGCUUCAGCAAACCCUGACAGACGUCUCCUAUUUGACUUGAGGCGGCAUAGUGGCCAAGUCGAUUGGCCGUGGCAAGUGACCCUCCCUGUAGCUGAAGUGUUCUGAGGACUGGAGAGAGGGGCGCGCCAUGCUUGCCCCCUGCUCAGGUUGGGAGCUUGGCUGCCUCCGUCUCUGUCUCCAUCAGGUCCGAUUGUGGGCUGGCGCUGGGCGCUGGGCUUCCUGGGCUUGCCAAGCCAGGCCGUACGUCUCAGGUGGGGGCGAGCGCUGGCCCGGAUCGGAGGCUGAGGUCCCUCCGCCUGGCCCGGCGCGCCGGACUCUGAAGGAGUGGACGCUGCAGGUGAGCCCGUUCGGUCGGCUGCGGGCGCGGCUCCCGUGCCACCUGGCCGUGAGGCCCCUGGACCCCCUCACCUACCCGGAUGGCGACCGCGUUCUGGUCGCGGUGUGUGGCGUGGAGGGCAGCGCGCGGGGCCUGGACGGCCUGCAGGUGAAGUACGACGAGGCUCUGGAGGAGAUGGCCAUUGUGUCUGACACUAUCGACCCCCAGGCGUUCGUGGAGGUGAACGCGCCCCUGAAAUUUGGUUUAGAUAUCAAGUCAUCAGGGUGUGGCUGUGUAAAAGUUCAAAGUAUUGAGUGUGAUAAUUGCAAAAUCGAAACAGAGCAUGGGACUAGCAUCUUGCAGUCUGUUAAGGGUCAAAAAUUGCAUGUUCAAACAAAAGGAGGCAAAGUGAUCUGUCUGGGAACAGUUUAUGGAAAUAUAGAUAUUCAUGCAUCAGAUAAAAGUGCUGUUACCAUAGAUAAACUGCAGGGAAGUUCUGUUACUGUAUCUACUGAAGAUGGUUUGCUGAAAGCCAAGUAUCUUUAUACAGAAUCAUCAUUUCUGUCUUCUGCUGCUGGGGAUAUUACAUUAGGAAGUGUUCAUGGUAAUAUAACAUUACAAAGCAAGAUGGGUAACAUCACAGUAGAUUCAUCUUCCGGAUGUCUAAAAGCCUCAGCUCAUCAGGGUGCCAUAGAUGUUUAUGUCAGCCAACUGGGGAAAGUGGAAUUGAAAUCCCAUAAAGGUUCUAUUAUUGUCAAGGUUCCAUCUUCACUUGAAGCUUAUUUACAGUUAUCAGGGAAAGAGGUUGAUGUGAACUCAGAAGUCCAUGUUCAGGAAAUGGCAGAAGCGCAUAAAGAUGAUGUUGUAACACUGACUGGACUCAUGAAUCAAGCAAGCAAACGUGAAAAAUGGAUUAAGGCUGAUGCCCCAAAAGGCACUGUAAGUUUUAGAAGGCAAAGCUGGUUUCAGUCUCUGAAACUGCAAGACUAAGACUAAUUUGAUUUGGAUUUAUGAUUUUUAACAAUGAUUCGCAGAUCUGUGACUACAAAAAUGUAAAUCCCACCAUUCAUAUAAAGGUUGAAAACAACAAAUUGAGAAUGAAUACUGGUGAACUGUUUUGGGAGGCUUUUUCAAAAUGUGUACUUUGCUAUUGUAUUCAUUUUCUACUGCUGUAUAAUAAAUUACCACAAAUUUAGCAGCAUAAAAUAAUACUCAUUUACAGCUCACAGUUGUGUAGGCCAAGAGCCCAGUAUGUCUAGGUUCUCUGCUCAGGGAAUCACAAGGCUAGAAUCAAGAUUUUGGCCAGGCUGAGUUCUCAUGUGGAGUCUCUGGGAAGAAAUCUACUUCCAACUUCAUUCAGAUUAUUGGGAAAAUCCGAUUCCUUGUGACUGAAUGACUGAGGUCUCCAUUUUCUUGCUGGCUGUCAGCCAGCAAUCACUCUAAGCUUCUAGAGGCCACCCACAUGCCUUCUCAUGUUGCCCCUCCAUCUUCAAGCCAGCAGUGAUGCACUGAGUUCUUCUCAUGCUUUGAAUAUCUGACUUCUUCUGCAACCAGCUGGAAGAAUAUAUACUUUUAAAGGGCUCACUCGAUUAGGUCAGGCCCACCCAGGAUAACCUUCGUUUUGCCAUAUAAUGUAACAUUCAUAGGAGUGAUGGCCCAUCACAUUCAGUUUCCACUCCCACUCAAGGGAAGGAGAUUAUACAAAGGCAUCCAUCAUGCGGGGUCAAUUAGCUUAGAAUUCUUUAUAAUGUAGCUCUCACAUGACAGGUUUUCUACUUACUACCUCUUAUGGCAUCAAUGUAAAUUUAAGCUGUAAAUAACAAACACAUGGAGGGGCGGAGCAAGAUGGCCGAAUAGGAACAGCUCCAGUCUCCAACUCCCAGCGCGAGCGACACAGAAGACCGGUGAUUU